Gigantopelta aegis is the source of this 2905-nucleotide messenger RNA. RefSeq names its product transcriptional repressor protein YY1-like. The record is from RefSeq and is a predicted model, not a curated record. Bases 1 to 1158 code for a protein of 385 amino acids. Lineage: Eukaryota; Metazoa; Mollusca; Gastropoda; Neomphalida; Peltospiridae. The transcript is spliced from 9 exons. Gene Ontology annotation, molecular function: DNA-binding transcription factor activity, RNA polymerase II-specific; RNA polymerase II cis-regulatory region sequence-specific DNA binding. Gene Ontology annotation, biological process: regulation of transcription by RNA polymerase II. Gene Ontology annotation, cellular component: transcription regulator complex; PcG protein complex.
AUGGCGUCAGUAAUCGGCUCGGAAGUGGAGAUAGCUCAAGAUAUGCCAGAGGUUGUGGUCGAGGAUGAUAUUCCAGUGGAUAUAUCUGUGGAAACUGUGGAAACCACCGAUGGCACUGUGUCUGUACAACCGAUGAUAGCGUUACAACCGUUGCCAGAAUCGGCACACGAAGAAAUUGUUCUACAAACUCGGGAGGAGGUUGUUGGCGAUCCCAACCUCGUGUAUUCCGAUAGCAUCGUUCCUGCCCCAGAAAUUGAAAUAACCACAGAAGAAAUGACAACUCCCAAAAGGGGAAAGGGUGGAAAAAAGAAAGGAGGUAAAUCAAAAAGCCACUUGGGCAUUAUUGGAGCAGGUGACUUGAAUUUCGAUCCAUCGGCAGCAAAGAAAUGGGAACAAAAACAAGUGCAGAUCAAAACUUUAGAAGGCGAAUUUUCUGUAACUAUGUGGGCAUCAGGAGAUGAACAAAAGUUGGAUGAUGACUCUGUUGGUGGAGGAGGGGACUCUGAUGCUGAUCUCUCGGAGUACAUGUCAGGGAAGAAACUGCCGGCUGGGGCCAUACCUGGUCUUGAUCUCAGUGAUCCCAAACAGCUGGCCGAGUUUGCAAGAAGUAAACCGUAUAACCCACAGUCAAACCUGCUUGGUGAUAUUGGAGCAGAUUAUAGUUACGAACAGAUAGCAGACAGGAUAAAACCCAGAAAACCAACUGAUGAUGUUCCCAGAACAGUGCCUUGUCCACACAAGGGCUGCAAUAAGAUGUUUCGUGAUAAUUCUGCAAUGAGGAAACAUCUGCACACGCAUGGUCCCCGGGUACACGUGUGUGCUGAAUGUGGGAAAGCAUUUGUGGAAAGUUCCAAGUUGAAAAGACAUCAGCUCGUUCAUACAGGAGAAAAACCCUUUCAGUGUACAUUUGAAGGCUGUGGCAAACGCUUUUCCCUGGACUUCAAUCUGAGGACACAUGUCAGAAUACAUACAGGUGACCGUCCAUAUGUCUGUCCAUUUGAUGGAUGCAACAAGAAGUUUGCACAGUCAACUAACCUCAAGUCUCACAUCCUUACUCAUGCAAAAGCCAAGAACCAGCCCACCUACCAGAUUCCUGGAGUGCAAUCAGUGGAGGACUUGACAUUUGUGACCAUUCCUGACUCCCCGGGGUGGGGAUAGGGCCCGGUCCUGUCAUCUUGCCUACCAUGAGGGCUAUGUGUAGUAUCUGCGUCUGAUUUUCCUCAACCAUUUGAAAUUAGUUUCUUGGAUAUAUAACAAACAAAAUUAAUGCUGAAGUAACAGUGGACUGUUAUGGAACAGACAAGUUAUAUGUGGUCUUACAGAACAGACAGUGUAUGUGGAUUUACGGAACUGACAAGGUAUGUGUGGAUGUAAGGAACACACAAGAUGUAUGUGGACGUGAAGAGGAGAUAUAUGGAUUGUUGUAAAACCGGAUCAAGGUUUAUGUUGUGGACCAGGUGUGGUUUUGAUUUGUUGGACCAUUCUGCGAGAAACGUCUUAGAACAGUGUUAAUAUAUAGUUGUUAUACAUAUACCUGUGGACUACUUUGAAAAGAACAGUGUUAACAUAUACAGACAGUGUUCCUGUACUGACCACUCCAACUGAACAGUGUAUAUAAUAGUGUACACAUACUGACUACCAAUAACUAGACCAACAUCAGCUGUAGUGUGUUAGCACUCUCUGUCCACACAUUGAAUGUGAACCAUCUAUUUCAAGAUGAAUGGAGGAUAAUGUAUUUAAGAACUAAAACAUUUUCUAAUUUGUUCAAUAACACCGAAAGUGAGGUUUGGUCUCAUUCAAGAUUUAUUUCUAUGAUUGACCUUUGUUUCAAUAACGGUGUUACAAGAUCAGCAUCUUGUUAAUGAUGCAGAUAUAUGUUGUGUCUGGAACUAAGAAGCCUGGUUGAGGGAAAAAAGGUUUAAUUGUAACACACUGGACUACAACAGAAUAACAAACUGAUUCCUUUGUAACAUAGACUGUAGCAGAAGAGAUUGUCAAAUGUCCAGACCUACACAAAAUGCACAGCCACUGUCAUUUACAGCGAAAGAUCUUAAAUGAACAGUAGAUAACAAUAGUAUAGUAUAACUGGAAAGUAAGUCUCAUACACUUUGAAUCCUAUUUAAUUUUUAAAGUGCUUUGCAACAGUACACUGAACUCUGGUAUUCAUAUGAUCUAGAAAUCUACAAUGUAUGAACCAGAUGAAAUGUUAUGUAUUGUUCUAAACUGAUUUAUAAUAUAUGACAAAAAUGUGUCCUGAUCCGGUAUAUAUUGUCAGUUUCACGUAAAUUGGGUUUGUGAAUCUACAUUUGUAAUUUAAAAAACAAUAUUUAUGAAUCAAAUUAAUAAAGAGCAGUUAUAUGGCAUGGACCUACAGUAGCUGAAUUGAUUACCUACAUUUAGCCAAUAUUAUUUAACAGUGCUGGGCUGCAUUGACAGUUUUCUCUGAAAUAUUGGCAUUGGUUGAUGUCAAGUACUGAUGAGCUUAAUGAGGUAUGUUCAGAACUGUUUGUGUUCUUCAAGUAUAUUAUUUAUUUAGGAAUGACUUGUAUUUAAAUGAAGAGAAAAGUGAAAGAUUCUUUCUUAUAGACAUACACAUUGUUUAGCGUUGAACAUUUUGUAGCACUGUUGUUUGUUGAAGAUACAAGAAGACCUGUUUUGAAAUCUCAGAAGCCGUAUUUAUUUACAUGUACAUGUACAUGAUAAAAUUAAAACCAGAUUUAAUAGAAUUUCUUGUUAAGUUAAACCGUUAUUCUGCAUUUUAAACAGAAUAUGUCGGAAGUUUUUGGCACUCAAGUUCAUUUGCUUUGUUAUGUAGUACUACUACAAGUAGCUUUUUCCUUCGUUUUUUGUUUUCAACUGUCGCAAUAAAGAACACCAGAAGGAUCCAGAUGGUGGUAAUGAGGUA